Molecule: messenger RNA, 2416 nt
Organism: Octopus sinensis (East Asian common octopus)
Lineage: Eukaryota; Metazoa; Mollusca; Cephalopoda; Octopoda; Octopodidae
Product: zinc finger protein 883-like
Exons: 2
Coding region: 297-2102 (601 amino acids)
Biological process (GO): regulation of transcription by RNA polymerase II
Cellular component (GO): nucleus
Molecular function (GO): RNA polymerase II transcription regulatory region sequence-specific DNA binding; DNA-binding transcription factor activity, RNA polymerase II-specific
Source: RefSeq, a predicted model, not a curated record
ACUUAGUUUCUGCUAUCUUAUCGGUAAUGUCUUUAUGAACAUUCUAAUGUAAUUGUAUUUUUGUUAAAUGUCCACACAUUUCCUCAUUUAUUACAUCUAACUACACACGAAAUAGCGCAGAAAAAAUACAACACAGGAAUCUCUCGCGAAUGGUCAUGGAAUGAAAAGAGGUUAGAUGUGGUUGGAGGAUGAUUUCAUCAAAAAGACAUGUGACAUCAAUGGUAUAAUCUUGAAGUAACUUCCAAAAUUAUUAAGAAAAGAUUUACGUUUAUAGUUUCUGACUGGCAGACAACACUAUGGAGGAAACCGCAUGUAAGAGUGAGGUUCCUAAUGAAACAGACACUCAUAAGAAAGAUUUAUCUCCUAAGAUGCAGAUUGAGGCAGUGAAGAAAUCACACACUUGCGAUGUGUGCUUCAAGCUCUUCAAUGACAUUGAAAGUUUGACAAAUCACAAAUAUAUCCACAUAGAUAAAAAGCCGUACAAGUGUGACACCUGUGAUAAAACAUUCUCACGGAAAACUAAAUUAACUCUCCAUGAACUUACACAUGUGAGUGAAAGCCCAAGCUAUUGUGAUGUCUGUGGCAAAACAUUCUUGUCAUUAGACAGUUUAUGUAAUCAUAAAUGUAUCUCGCCAGAGAUUAAGGUGUACCAUUGUGAUAUCUGUGGUAAGAAAUUUUCUAAAAGUAAGAUGUUAGCUAGCCAUAAGUGCACUCACACCGAUGAGAAACCAUACGAAUGUGAUAUCUGUGGUAAGGUGUUCUCUAAACUUGUGAGUUUAAAUUAUCACAAACAUAUUCACUCAGGAGAGAAACCAUUCAAAUGUGAUAGCUGUAGUAGUGCAUUUUCUCGGAAAGAAUACUUGAAACGUCACAGGCGUAUUCAUACUGGGGAAAAGCCAUAUGAAUGUGACAUCUGUGGUAAAUCAUUCUCUGGUAGUGCAAAUCUAACUUGUCAUAAGCGCAAACAUACAGGUGAAAAACCAUACGAGUGUAAUAUCUGUGGUAAAACAUUCUCGACAACUGGAAAUUUAUCUUGCCAUAAACGUAUUCAUUCGGAUAAGAAGCCAUACAAGUGUGAUAUCUGUGGUAAAGCAUUCUCUCAAAGUGGACACUUAACUAAUCAUCAAACUGUUCACACAGGUGAGAAACCAUUCAGCUGUGAUUUCUGCGGUAAAACAUUUUCAAUUACUGGAGAUUUAACUCGUCACAGACGCAUUCACACUGUUGAGAGACCUUUCCCGUGUGAUGUCUGUGAUAAAAAGUUCACAACCAAUGAACAUUUAGCUUCUCAUAAACUUAUUCACUCAGAGAAAUCUCAUGAGUGUGAUGUCUGUAGUAAGAUAUUCUCAAGGAAAAGAUAUUUAAUUAGGCACAAACGUAUCCACAAUAAGAAGAAACCUUACAACUGUGAUAUCUGUGGUAAAUCAUUCCCUAUCCAUGCAGAUUUUGCUAUUCACAAGCAUGUUCACACUGGUCAGAAAUUGCACAAGUGUGAUAUCUGUAAUAAAGUAUUUGCGCAGAAGAGGUAUUUACUUAGGCACAGACGUACUCAUAAAGGUGAGGAGUCUUACCAAAGUAAUGAUGUCUCUGGUGAAAAAUUAACUGAAACUGAAAAUUCAACACCUCUUAAUAAAGAUACUCCCACAGACAACUCAAACCAGUGUGAUGUCUGUGGUAAAGUAUUUGCACUGAAGAGAUAUUUAAUUAGGCACAAACACAUUCACACAAAGGAUUACCAUUGUGACAUAUGUGGUAAAACAUUCUCUCGAAAUUACUAUUUGGUGCUUCAUAAACGUACUCACAAUGGAGAAAAACCAUAUUCUUGUGAUAUUUGUGGUAAGACAUUCUCUACAAGUAACAUUUUAACAGAGCAUAAAUGUAUUCACGCAAAUGAACAACCAUACCAAAAUGAUGUCUAUUGUAACCAAUUCUCACAUAACAAUACUAUAGAUACCCACCAUCAGAAAAGUAAAGAAUUCUUUAGUGCACCACAAAGCCUGGAAGCUCCCAUGCCUCCCAAACUGCAGCAGAGUCAUUUGGUUCCUUGCCAAGAGAAUUCAUGGAAUCCUCCACCUCACCAAUAUACAACACACCCGCUGUAAAAACUUCUACAUUUGUUGUGUGUAUCAUUUCAAGUUCUACACUGACCUCAACAAAUCUCCUUCAUGAUGCCUCCUAUUUCACCACCACAAAUACAACCGUUUUAAAAAGAAACACUUGUGCAGAUGAAUCCAGCCAUCAUUCUUGAAAUUUCUCCAUGUAGCAACAUCCAUGUUCAAACUAAACACCUCACAUCGGGAUUCAUGAAAGCAUCAUUAACCCUUUCGUUACCAACCUGGCUGCAACCGGCUCUGGCUCUGUUGUACAAAUGUUUUGUUUUCAUAAGUUUUGAAUUAAAAUCUUCUACCAAACCUUA